UCUCGACAGGUUUCAUUUCUUGAGCCGCUAAUACUGCAGCAACCCUUGUCAGCGGUUCCGACCAUCAGUAACAGUAAUGUGCCCGGAAGCGGAACGACCACCGCCGGCAACCCUGGACUGCAUCCGCCGACCGGUACCCUCGGUCAUCCUUUGCCGCUGCCGCUUCCGCCACUAGGCCCACCAGCAUCAACGUCGGGCCCGUCAAUUUGUGGCCUGCCGCCGCCUCCUCUGCCGCUGCCCCUACCUGUGGCCGUAGAUUGUGCGGCUGCGACGGCCGCUGCCAAUGCAGUCGCCAUCAAGACGGUGGAAGAGAUCUUUGACACACACCGCAGCCGCAACCAGCGGAAGAACGUCGGACGGCAUCACCGGGCAAGGAGCCGGUCCCGUCGGCCCGAAAGCCGCUCGGAGGUGAAGUAUAUUAAUCAAAAUUUUAGCUCAGGAUCAUCGGCGCCCAUCACUUCGGAGGAAGAGGACAACGACGACGACGACGACGAGGAGGAGGACGAGCUGAGCAAAAUACCGGAGCUCAACUCACCCGACAGCAUCUCGGACGACCUGGUCCAGCCGCUCCGUCAGAGUCCACUCAAGGCGACCGGUCCGGACGGUGGACUUGGGAAACGCAACCCAUCCCCGUACUACUACUCGGAUCUGCUGAAGAACCGGGCGGCACGCGAGAAGGAAGUGGUCACCUGUGAACCACCGGAAGUUGCGGGUCCCGAGGAGCCCAAGAGCCACCGCAGUCAGGCCGCGGGACGCUACAAGAAAAGCAGCAGCCUUGACACACCGGGCGCCGAGAAGGAGGUGUGCCCGGCGAAGCGAUACUCGAUCACCGAGGAGGGCGUACGGAUCAUCCGGUGCGAUUCGCCGUCCACCACCACCUCGGACGACUCGGACUGCUCCGAAUGCCGGAAGCGGCGCGUGUGGCACGCCCAAGCCCUGGCCAUCGCCCGGGCCAACUGUAACGCGCUCCUGGGCCUCGAUGUCGGUUCGAUGCCACCGCACCGGCGGCUACUAGGACCGGCCGCUAUCUGUGCCUGUGCGACGCCCUCGGCCUUCGGCGAGGACAACGAUGAGCUGUUCCGGCCGCGGAGCGUCUUCUACGUGCACCACCACCACCCGGGCGCGGGCCCCACAGAUUGCGCUGACUGUUCACUGAGCGAUCCGCCGGCGAGACCGGAAGACGCCAGCGACGCGGCCGCCGCCACCGGCGACAUGGCCAACGUGCGGACGCGCCAGAUCUACGAGACGGCGUUCGACUCGAAGGUCGCCCGCUCGGACGACGAUCUGGACGAGGUCGACCGGAUCACCAACCAGGGUGUGCUGCUCCAGGGUGUGCUGACCAAGAGCACCAGCAGCAGCGCCAGCAACAUGCCCGCCCUGACCCGCACCG
This is a messenger RNA of Anopheles cruzii, 1390 nucleotides long. RefSeq lists its product as uncharacterized. The transcript has 2 exons. The record is from RefSeq and is a predicted model, not a curated record. Lineage: Eukaryota; Metazoa; Arthropoda; Insecta; Diptera; Culicidae. The annotation marks the transcript as partial.